AUGUCACCUACCGGCAGCACUAUCAACUCAGGUACCGGCGGUGCGAACAGUAGCGACACCAACAACGGUAACAACGGUGGUGGUCAGAGCUCGCCGCUGCUCUUCUUUGUCGCCCUCGGCUUCGGCGUUGUCUUUACAAACCUUUGGAUUAUCGUCGGCGUUAAGUACUGCUUCCGAUACAAUGCUCGCAACCGUCAGAUGAGGAUGACUGGCGAGGAUGGAGAACCCAUCACCCUCGACAACAUGCCUCGCCCUCAUCGCCGCCGUCGGGAAAAGAAGCUGAUGACCAUGGAUGAGGUGAACGAAAAGUUCCCCAUGAUGAAGUACAAGAGCUGGGUGGCCAGCCGCGCAAGUGAGGGACUGCCGACGCAAGGUGGCGUGUCAGCAAUGCCCAGCAGGGCAAACAGUGUGCGGAGUGUCGACGGCGUUGUACCUGAAUUACCAUCGAAGGAAAGGGACUCCGUGGACCGACCAGCGACCAGCGCGACCUCCAAAGUACAGGAAAAGCCCGAGUUCAGACAUUUGGCGUCUGAUAGCACAUCAGGCACUAUCAAGGAUGUGCAUCAAUCUAUGGAUGAUAGACCUACGAGUCCUCCUGCAACAAAUGCCCCGGACACCGAACCUUUACCUCGUGUCAUCAGCCGCUCAUCGGGGGAGCACGACGAUGACGAUGACGAUGAGCACAUUAAUGCUGCGCUGCCACCGGAAUGUCUCGGCACUGCUGGAGACACCUGUGCUAUCUGCAUUGAUACUCUGGAGGAUGACGAUGACGUUCGCGGAUUGACCUGCGGUCACGCUUUCCAUGCUGUGUGCGUUGACCCUUGGUUGACGAGCCGAAGAGCAUGCUGCCCUCUCUGCAAAGCCGAUUACUACACUCCUAAGCCUCGCCCUGAAGGCCAGACUGACCCCAAUGCUCCCAUCACCAUCGCCAUUGUAGAGGGUGGCAGGAAUAGAAUGAACAUGCCCUCUAGACCUGGAGCUACCUGGAUUGGCAUUCGCGGCCACAGUCGCAUGAUGCGGUCCUCACGAAACGCCAAUAACGGAACCGACGAGGAGCGUCCCGCUGGUGUCGAUGACAACAGUGGAAGGCAAUUUGGUUUCUUCCACAGGCGACAGCAGCAAGCCGCCAAUCCAAACGGGGCUGCCCCCGAGAUUGUGCAACCUGAUCACGGAGGUUUCUUCUCUAAUUUGAGACAACAAUUCCCAGCUUUCCGGAGACCUCCGGCAACCACUCCGGCAACCACUCCGGCUCAACCGCACGUUGAGGGUGACGCACCUGUAGCCCCUGGGGCAACCGAGGAAGUUUCCCCCUCGCAGCUAGAGGCUGGAGUUCGACCGACAGAUGGUCGGUGA
Molecule: messenger RNA, 1353 nt
Organism: Phaeoacremonium minimum UCRPA7
Lineage: Eukaryota; Fungi; Ascomycota; Sordariomycetes; Togniniales; Togniniaceae
Product: putative ring-8 protein
Exons: 2
Coding region: 1-1353 (450 amino acids)
Biological process (GO): ubiquitin-dependent protein catabolic process
Cellular component (GO): cytoplasm
Molecular function (GO): ubiquitin protein ligase activity
Source: RefSeq, a predicted model, not a curated record